Messenger RNA from Candoia aspera, 3025 nucleotides. It is a transcript of the gene PROM2, whose product is annotated as prominin 2. The transcript has 24 exons. Gene Ontology annotation, molecular function: cholesterol binding. Gene Ontology annotation, cellular component: cilium; apical plasma membrane; prominosome. The record is from RefSeq and is a predicted model, not a curated record. NCBI's taxonomy places the organism in Eukaryota, Metazoa, Chordata, Lepidosauria, Squamata, Candoiidae. Bases 1 to 2487 code for a protein of 828 amino acids.
AUGGGACAUGUGCUCCUCUUCUUCCUGGCCUUUGCCUUUGUCCGCCCAGAUUCGGUCCACUCACAGCAAUGCUCUGCAGGAGGAAACCCUCCAUUGAUCCUCCAAUUUGCCGAUGUGGGUGCUGACCAGCGGAUUCCUGCUCAACACCAAGCCCACGGAUCGCUGGAUCCCCUCUAUCGCCUUGUCCAGAGUUACCUGGAUGUGGUCCAACAGAACCCUUUCCCCACAGAGCUGUUGAAGGAUGCCCUGGAUGAGCCAUCAACUGCUACAACUUCUCAGAUCCUUAAGUACCAAGCAGGAUAUGUUGUUUGUGCUGCAAUUGGGGUUCUCUAUUUUGUGAUGGUGCCCCUGAUCGGACUGAGCAUUUGCUGCUUCCAGAAACACCGGCCCUGUGGUGGACAGACCAAGGCCUAUCGCCGCUCCCUGAUCUGCCAGCGGAAUCUUCUCAUGAUCUGUCUGCUCCUCACCACCCUUGUAAUCCUGGGGGGCAUUAUCUGUGCUUUUGCCGCCAACCAGAAGGUGAAAGAAGAGAUGGACCCGGGUGCCCGGGAUGCGCUGAACACCCUGCAGGCUUUGAGGAACCAUCUGAAUGGGAUUCCCCGAGGACUCCAGCUGACUGUGGAACAAUUUAGAGUCCCACAAAGGCAGAUUCUCAGUGACCUGAACAAUAUUAGCUGGAACAUCGGCAGUACCAUCCACUUUCUGCUCAAGGAAACUGUGUAUUCUGCCAUGGCUGCCAUAAAGGGUAGGGUGCAAGACCUAGAGAACUCCCUGCACCACUUGCACACGAUCCACAGGACCGUCCAGACACUGAUCCAGGACCAGGGGGAGCUGGCGUCAACGCUGAAGGAUCAGAAGCAAAGCCUCACUUCUCUCCUGGAAGAGCCACGCUGCACUUACUGCACCGGGGCCCUAAGCAGAGCUCAAAAUUUGAAGUUGGGGGCUGACUUCCAAAAGGUGCCUUCUGUUGAAAAAGUUUUGAAAAAUUUGCAUGGGCUGCCUCAGACUAAUUUCUCAGAAAUGAUUCACAAAGCCAAUAACAGUUUCAACGCAAUCCCAGAGUUUACCGUAAUGAAAAUGGAUGGAGUUGUUCAAGACCUCAAGAAGGACAUUGAGAAAGCUGCCCAAAGGGUCCAGCUUGUCGCAGAUGACUUCCCCAUCUCCGAUCAGACCCGUCCCAUGAAGGAAGCCCUGGCGAAGGCAGAGAACAUUAGCCGCCCUUACCUGAAGGAGGUGAAGUACUAUGAGAGAUACAGGUGGGUUGCAGGCACGAUAGCAUGCACAGUUAUCCUGCUGAUUGUCUUCUGCAACAUUCUGGGCCUUUCCUUCGGCACUUACGGGCUGGUUGUGCGGGAGGAUCCCAGUGACUAUGAGAGCCGGGCUGAAGUUGGAGCCAAGUUUCUUAUCACGGGUGUCACCUUCAGCUUCCUCUUCUCCUGGAUACUGAUUCUCUUGGUCAUGGGCACCUUUCUGAUCGGGGGAAACAGCCAGACGCUGGUGUGCAAGCCCUGGGCCAAUCAAGAGGUUUACAAAUUCAUCGACACCCCUGGGAACCUCCCUCCUUCCAUGAACGUCUCUCAAUACCUCGGCUUAAGGCAGAAUCUUAAUCUCACGUCUGCGUAUCAGCAGUGCAAGGACGGUGCAGGCCUGUGGGAAGUUCUGCAACUGAAGGACCAGUACAGCCUCAGCGAGCAUCUCAGCGUUGCCAAGUACACUGCAGACUUUCAGAAACGCCUUGGCGACGUCAACAUCCGCUUUGAAGACGUUGCUUUGUUAAAUGCAGAGGGAAGGCAGGACUUGGAGACCUUCAGAAAGAGCGAUAUUGACUUGGUCAACUACGCUGACUUCACAGCAGAGAUACGCAACCCUGUGGUGAGGACCAAUGUUGAAGGAUUGGCAAUAGAUCUUGAGAGGCUGAGUAAUGUUCAGAGCGACAGAACUCUGGCGGACCAACUGGCUGAGGAAGCCAUGAAGCUCAGAAGAAUCCAGAAUGAGAUGGUCCUCCCAAUGGAGACCCUUGUGGCAAAGCUGAAAGAAAGUGUUCAGUUUUUAGCAACGAUGGCACCUAGCUUCCAGGCUCAAUUCCAAAACACCGAGUCCCAGACCACCCUCGUGGAGGCCGUUCUCCCCUUGCAGACUCUGAAGAUCCUCCGACAGGAGUUGGAUUGCUUUGUAAGGAAAGAGUUGGGAUACAUCUCCCAGUACCUGAAUUGGAUGAGGACUACGCUGACUGAGGACGUUGCUUCCUGCCAGCCCUUUUCCACUGCUCUGGACAACAGCUGGGUGAUCUUGUGCAAUCGCAUUGUGGAUCCUUGGAAUGCCUUUUGGUUCAGCCUGGGAGGGUGCACCUUCUUCCUUCUUCCUAGUAUUUUUCUCGCCCUCAAAAUGAUGAAGCAUUUUCGUCCAAUUCGGCACAGAUUAGUAUCUACUGGAUCAGAUGAAACACUUCCCUUCCACCUCCCACGCGUCACGUCUCUGCGGCUGUAAGAAUUUGGCCCCCGGGAUAAGCAGUUGCAGGAAUCAUCCUGGGAAAAGGCUUGGAUCCAACCAGGGCUGGUCCUCCAUCAUUGCAGCUGCUACUCACUCUGUGGCCAGUUUCGGUUGUUUGUGUGACGUAACCCUUCCUGGAGCUCCUCACUCCCAGGAGAGUGAGUAGAAUUGUGGAUGAUGACAAUUUCGAUCCAGUUCCUCCUGUUUUUGAUGCAGCUGGCUGGUUUAUGCAGCAGGAUUAGACUGGCCAAAAGGACAGGGGAUGCAUCUCAGGCACUAAAGCCUCUAUCUGUCCCAAGCAGGUGUUUCCUUCUUAAGGGGUGAAGUAGCCCCAGAGUAUUUCCAGGAUGUAAUUGCUUGGAGUUACCGCUGCCCAGUUCAAGAAGAUGAUAUUAGAAACAUCCAACUUGUUCUGUUCUGCUGAAAGCAAUCUGAGACAUCAAGGGUGUAAUUUAUUUCUGAAACUGCUGCCAGAAGGGCCAGAGGUAAUCUUGUUAUCGCAGGGGACAAGCCCCCUCCCUGCCUUCUCUGCCAU